AUGUCGAAGCUCAUUUGGAUAUUGCUUCUGGUUCUUUUAUUAGCUCUUGAUCCUUCUUCUGAAGAAACCCUUAACUCAGGUCAUAACAAUAAAGCUCUUCCUGACUCAAACAAGCCAUCUAUCGAUUUUUUCCUUAUUGAUUGAAUGGUAAGAUUCGCUCUCUUUACCGAAAACUGAAUUCUAUGACUUAUAGAAUGUAUCAGAAGCCACGAGCCAUAUAACAUAGUAUCAUUUUACAUCAUAUUUCUAUGGAUUUUCUGGAAACUCUUCCGCACUCCGAAAUCAGUGUCAUAUAUAACUCACUCAAGCAAAGUCAUAGACAAAAAAACACAAGAAGCUGUAAUAAAAUUCCUGGACGACUGAAAUAAAGCUAUAGAAAAAGAAUUGUCAGCUAUCAAGGCUUCUAUCAAGCCAAAUAAUUUAUCUUCAUUGAAUAUAGAAAGCUCGAUUAAUUUGGUACCCGAAAUCAACAAAGUUUUGCAAGAGCUAAAAGAAAUAGAAAAUACACAUAAAGAAUUUGAAGAAGAAAUAAAUGCUUCUCAUAAAGAAAUGCUAGAAGAAAUCCAUUAUUUGACAUUAGAGACCUUAAAACCUCCAGAACCAGAGUCAGCCAGUCUUGAUUCUUAUUGGCCUGAAGACGAAGAACCUGAAGAUAGAGAAAUAUAA
Molecule: messenger RNA, 666 nt
Organism: Blepharisma stoltei
Lineage: Eukaryota; Ciliophora; Heterotrichea; Heterotrichida; Blepharismidae
Source: the annotation of a GenBank genome assembly